Aphanomyces astaci is the source of this 700-nucleotide messenger RNA. RefSeq lists its product as hypothetical. The record is from RefSeq and is a predicted model, not a curated record. The coding region runs from base 47 to 628 and encodes 193 amino acids. NCBI's taxonomy places the organism in Eukaryota, Oomycota, Saprolegniomycetes, Saprolegniales, Verrucalvaceae. Gene Ontology annotation, cellular component: GINS complex. The transcript has 6 exons. Gene Ontology annotation, biological process: DNA strand elongation involved in mitotic DNA replication; DNA replication.
AACAGGUCGAGUAAAAUCCUCAAAACUCCAACAACGCUGCAACACCAUGGCCACGAUGUGCGCCAAGGCGAAGGAGCUUCUGAAGGAACUCGGGCGUAGCGAGUGGCUGCCUCCAUACAACGAAGAGGGCAUGCGCCUCGUUGCAGACGAAGUGGGGGUGUUCCACCGGCAGAUUGCAGAUAAGAUCGAGAUGUUUGAUGAUGGCAUCGAGAACCAUCCGUCGCAGCAUUGCGGGCUUGUCGUGAGCCACCAGUGCCUCAUGCGAAACAAGCGGGCGGCGUUGGCGUACAUCAACCACCGCGUGAACAAAAUCAAAGAGCUGCGAUGGCAAACGGGCAGUGUCGUGCCAGACAACUUGGCUCCCGCGCUAUGCGCUCGCGAAAUGCAAUUCUUUCACAGCUACGACCAAGGCCUGAGCAAUUACAUGUCGGCGUUCCAGUUGGACUUGUCGGCGGACUUGCAACCGCCGAAAGAUUUGUACAUUCAAGUGCGCGUGGUCAAAGACUGCGGCGAAAUCUACACGGAAAACGGCCCCGUGCAGCUGCAUGCCAACUCGACGCACUUUCUCCGACGGGCCGACGUCGAAAGUCUCAUUCGCCAAGGCCUGCUCAUACAAAUCAAACACUAACAUGCUCUUCUUGUCCAUCCUGUUUGAUGUUUAACACUAACAUGCUCUUCUUGUCCAUCCUGUUGUGUGUGU